CGGCGUCAGAGGUCAAGCGGUACCGGUGCCAAAUCUCGCGGGAGGAGGGGUUGACAUGGUAACGGUUGACUCCGAGUCGGAAUCCUAGGCAGGACGAGGAAGCCGCUGGACGAAGGUCGGCCUCUGGGAUGGCGUGAACCCGGAGGGGGCUGUUGCGGACAGGAAGCCCUAGCCUUACUGUUGUCUUGUUGCUGAGAUGGUUCCUCCCAAGAAGGGGCUGCAACAACAUGGUCCCCAGAAAAUUGCACAGACUAAAUUGAGGCCUCCAUCAGCCAACUGGAAUGUAUUAGCAGGAAGAACUCAGUGUAUAGCACCUGUUGGGGCCUGGGUAGAGAGCGCCCAAGAUGAUGGAGAAGAGAGCCCAGUUUUUGCCACAGCUGUUCAGGUUGAAAAAGUAUACAAAGAACAACAAAAAGAAAAAGAAAAAACAUUGAAACGCUUUCAGCAGGAGGUAAAACACAGGGUGAACCAACGUGUUAAUCUAAAGAGGAAACAACAGUUGAAGACCUCUUACGAAGCUGCCCUGAAAGAAAGCUCUGUUAUUAUAGGGUUUUCAGAUUCUGCCUUGCGGUUGACCCCCAAGAAAAAUACAUGCCUCUACAGAUAUACCAGGGAUUCUGCCAUUGGCAAUACUAAUGACAAAGUCGCCUAUGUACAACAAACUGAUUAUGAACCAGAGCAGUUCUCAGAGCUAGCCAAAACUGUAAGGAAAACGGUGCAACAGGUCCGUCACAAACUGGCUUCUCGAAAAGCUGUUCCAGAAGGAAAUGUUUCAGAACAUCCAGGAGAUGCUCGUCAGAAUCCUCCAAAAAGACAGAACUCAGAACCUUGCAACACAACUGCUCUGAGCCCAGAAGAGGGUGAUAUGGGAGAACUUCCUCUGAAGGGACACCAUGAUCUUCCAGCAGAACUUCAAGAACAAGAGGGAAGGAAUUGGGACAACACAGAAUUUCAAAAAGUAAAUAAUGAGGCCUUGAAAGGUAAUGAUCCAGCUGAUACUGAGGCUCAGGCUGUUCAUAUAUUCUGGCCUGGAAUGGAGAAGGAACAAUCGAAGAAGCAGCACCAAAGCCAGUAUCUGAGGUAUAGGCGCCUCUUCAUGGAUAUCGAAAGAGAACAAGUGAAGGAACAGCAAAGACAGAAGGAGUGGCAGAGGAAAAUGAACAAAAUUAGGAAAGAAAAGGAGUAUCGGCGCCGUGCAGAGGAACAGAGGAUACAGGAAGCACAACGAGCACAGCGAGCAAAGGAGAAAAGGACACAGGAGAUGGCUUCACCAAAAAAUGCUAAGCCCAGGGGAAAAACCUGUGAAAAACUACAACAGUUGAAAUUGGAAGAUCCGGAAGAAAAGAAAAAACUAGUGGAAAGAGUACAAAAAAAUAAAGAAUAUUCCAGAUAUGUGGAAGCAUUACGAGCCCAGAUGCAAGAGAAGAUUGACAUGUAUAAUAUACAUUUGCCUCCUCUGUGCUUCUGUGGGUUAGAUUUCUGGGACACUCAUCCCGAUAGCUGUGCCAACAACUGUAUGUUCUACAAAAACCACAAAGCGUAUGCUCAAGCUCUGCAAAAUGUCAUCUCAUCUUGCGAUAUUUUGGACGGGGGCUCAAACACAAGGCUUUCCGUCCAUACAUUUGCUGUGGUACAUGCUCGUUCUAAGAAUUCCUGAUAGAAAAUUGUGAAAUCAGUGCCUCCUUCUCAACCUUGUCUAGGUGUCUAUGAACAUAUCACUCCUGAAUUUUAUCCAGGGUUGGAUUAAAAUAAUAAAUUCAGAAGGGAAGUCUUCUCACAUUUGUUUACUUUUCCAAGACUAAUCAUCUGUGUUUUGUUUUCUACAAGAUACGGAUUUGUCAAAAUUAUUUGUUAUUUGUUCAUGGGUGGAACACGUUCUUAGAUCAAUUUUGUGCUCAGCCAGAUUUGUAUCUGUCAGCCUGUGAGACUUGUUGUGCCCAAAGUUUAGGUGGGUUUUGUGCUUUGGGAGUGGGAUAUGAUAUUGAGAUAUAUUCCAUCUUGUGUUGGAUUUCAAACCAAGAUACCUGCUUCCUCCAAGAUUUGGAAGUUAAAUUGUAAAAUGUAAAGCUUGGUCUUUAGGAAAACGUUUGAAAGGGACUACUCCAAAAGAACAGAACUGUUACUAAUCAUGACAAUGUUUAGUCAGUGUCAAGACAAGAUGAAGGAAUAUUCACACUGAAGAAACUGAGAAGGUAACCCAGUUUCUAGAAUAAAAUGAAUUGAGUCUCUGCUACAGAACUCAUUUUUAAUUUGAUGUUGGUUGUAGACUGAGAGUCUUGUUUGUGAUUUGCCCAUUUGACGUAGGACAACUAAGAACCUUGAAGUGACACACAUGUCUAUGCAUUUUUAUUAUUAUUUGGAUACAUAUUUGAACAAGAAAUACCUCUGAACUCUUUAUAUUUAAAAAGUGAAAUUUUAAAACUGAGUCUCUGGAACAUGUUGACCACGAAGGUUGUUAUGUCAGCUUGUCCAAUUUUCAAGCUUUGCAGAUAUAAAUGUUAGGUAAGGUGCAGACAAACAGUUCUUUGAUCCCGACAUAUUCCAAUAAAAAUGUU
Messenger RNA from Protobothrops mucrosquamatus (brown spotted pit viper), 2555 nucleotides. It is a transcript of the gene CCDC15, whose product is annotated as coiled-coil domain containing 15. The coding region runs from base 197 to 1657 and encodes 486 amino acids. The transcript is spliced from 11 exons. The record is from RefSeq and is a predicted model, not a curated record. Lineage: Eukaryota; Metazoa; Chordata; Lepidosauria; Squamata; Viperidae. Gene Ontology annotation, cellular component: centrosome.